Molecule: messenger RNA, 2850 nt
Organism: Carassius auratus (goldfish)
Lineage: Eukaryota; Metazoa; Chordata; Actinopteri; Cypriniformes; Cyprinidae
Product: phytanoyl-CoA hydroxylase-interacting protein-like
Exons: 5
Coding region: 327-1328 (333 amino acids)
Cellular component (GO): cytoplasm
Molecular function (GO): protein binding
Source: RefSeq, a predicted model, not a curated record
GAAGGUGGAGCGAGGAGCUCGUUACAUCACUUUUACGGUUCAGUGAUGCUGCACUUUCUCAUAGCUGUUCACGUCCCUCGGCAUACAGCUGUAGAAAAACAGAGAGAGAGAGAGUGAGAGAGAGAGAGAGAGCACGAGUGGGCAAACGAGAAACCUCUCGCUCUCAGUUUUCAUCCUCGUUUAAAGAGCUGGCAGCAGUGAAAGAGAAGAAUUACAGCCACACUAAUUUCUUCAGCUUCUGUCAGUGGAGAUAUCCCUUCUUCAUCAUCAUCAUCAUCAUCACUGCUUCUGAACACACAGGUUGUUGUGUUGUGUUCCUGCAGGCGAUGGCUGAGGUGGAGCUGCUCUCCACACCCCAUCAUAUUGAGAUCAGCGAUGUGACCUGCGACUCUUUCCGGAUCACCUGGGACAUGACUCCUGAGGACGCGUCCCGAGUGACGCAUUACUUCAUCGACUUGAGCCGCAAAGAGGGCAGCGAGCACAACCGCUUCAAGCACAGAGAUGUCCCCACCAAGCUAGUGACAAAAGCAGGACCCCUGCCGAUGGCUGUGAGAGGCCACUGGUUCCUGAGUCCUCGAACAGAGUACUGUGUGGCUGUUCAGACCGCCAUCAGACAGCCGGACGGAGACUAUCAUGUGUCUGAAUGGAGCCAAGUAGUAGAGUUCUGCACUGGAGAUUAUGCCAUGGAGCAUCUCCAGCAGCUGUUAGAUAAAGCUCAGGCUGCUGCGGGGAGGCUGCUCAGGUUCUCCGUCUUCUACCGCAAUCAGAGUCCUGAAUACUUCCAAUAUGUCAGGUCAGAGUGUGGAGGUGCAAUGCUCCCAUCUUUCAAAGACAACAGUGGAAGUCACGGCUCCCCCAUCAACGGAAAGCUCCGUGGCGUCUUCCUCAGCUGCAGCACAGAGUUCGACACAGGCCUCCCUCCUAAAGACUCCCCAUACGGCCCUCUGCGUUUCCAAAUAUCUGCCGAUCGUGUCCUCACCCCGAGUACAAACCUCUACUUUGCUGACUUCUACUGCAUGUACACAGCGUACCAUUAUGUAGUGCUGGUGCUGGCCCCUGCUGGAUCGGAGGGGGAUAGCUUUUGCAACAGCCGCCUACCACGACUGGACCUGUCAAGCAAUCCCUUCCUGACAUUCACCCCUGGAGACGCACCGGCCUUCUGUCACGCCAGUGAUGUCAUUCUGGAGGUGCUCUACACAGAGCCCUUGCUUCUGGAGCACGGCAUACUCUCUCAGAUCAGUGGCCGUCACCAGCUCAUGAGUCUUUCCACCGCAAACGCCAAAAAAGACCCGAGCUGUAAGGUGUGCAAUAUCAGCGUGGGCCGCUGAGCUGUGAAUGGCAGCUAUCACUGGAAGUGCAACCGGAAACCGGAUCGUGAGAACCUCUCUGGUCUGGAAAUGGACCCAAAGUCCUAAUGAGGAUCUGAAUAAAUAUUCACUUAUGAAAAUUUGAAAAUACACCAAAGGCAUUGCACAAAAGAGGCAAUUAAAAAUAAAAAUAAAAAAUGAAUGGGGCCAUGAUAGUCUGGCCACUUGUCGUGAAUCAAAGCCAUAUGGUCUGUGAGGAAACUAUUCAGAUCUUAAAGAGACUGUUCACCCCAAAAUAUUGCAUCAUUUACUUACUGUCUUUUAAAACUUGUAUUUUAAAGCACGAUAAAAGUGGUCCAUGGGACUAGUGUUAUAUUUUUAAAGUCUUCUGAAGCCAUAGCUUGUGAGUCUAACCGUAUAUAAAGGUUACAUUAUUGAAUUAUGUAAUUGAUUAUGUUUUGUUUUUUUGUAUUAAGUCUUUUGGGUUGUCACCUGUAAUUAAUUUCAUGUGUCGUUGUGUGCAUGUAUAUGCAUAAAUAUGUUACAUCAACUGUAUUGAAUGCUUUAACAUUAAAUAAAAUACUUUUAUUUAGAUUGCAUUUUGUAGGUUGUGUGCGUGAAAAUGGUUGUUUCAGUACAGCUAUGACCAAGUUUUAGUGGUUUUGAUGCACACACACACACACACACAAACCUUGCAAGAUGCUUAUCAAACAUAGUACUGCAUAGGUAUCAUGGAGAAAAAUACAUUCACAUCUUUGUUUCAGAAUUACAUAUGAUAGGCCUCGAAUUGUCAAUAUUUGAGUGAUAGUGAGAAUGCUUGAGCUUCAAACUCCAAAAAAUGAAUGAAAUCCACAAUAUAUAAUAAUUUGUUCCAAAAAGGAAAUGGAAGAACUGCCUGAAAUUAAACAUUUCUAAAUAACAUAAUAUAAAUACACAGAGCAUAUGAAAGCCAUUAAAUCACUUAUGUCAUUAUGUUAGAUAUUUGCUCACUGAAGGUGGCUGGUGUAUGUAAUACAUAAUCUGAUCAGGGUUGAUUAUGAACAGGCCAUUCCUAAUCAGACUGAACAAGCACUGAUCUCUAUAGGUCUGUCUGUCUGCAGCUGAGAGCAGGAUUUAUAUUGCACAUCCUUAAAACUCACAUGAAUAAGACAAAUUACAACAUAAGCUCUCAAUUUCCCUGCCGGCAGGGAUGAUUUCUUUGGUUUCUGCAAAGCAUUUUGUGCAGCAGUCCUAUAUCCUGGAGGUCAAAUGAAAUAACUUGAUUGCGUUUAGUUUUCCCACUUAAAAUAGUUAUCAAAAACCUAAAACAUCAAUAAAAAACAUAAUUCUCAGAUAAACAAUCAAGCUACAUAAAUGACAUCAGUUUUCGAUCAAGGGUUCUUGCAUCAAUCCAAAGACCUGUCAGGCACCAGUCCUUGGAGUUAAUGGAUUUAAAUGGAUUAUACUGAUAGAGUCCAAGUCAAAAACGUCCUGGGAUUUGAAUGAACCUCUUUGAUCCUAUAGUUUGUGUCCCAUGCGAAACCGUUUUAGCUCAUAACAUUUG